Molecule: messenger RNA, 3541 nt
Organism: Linum tenue
Lineage: Eukaryota; Viridiplantae; Streptophyta; Magnoliopsida; Malpighiales; Linaceae
Source: the annotation of a GenBank genome assembly
CUUAUACAAAAUGAACCGUCUAUGCAUCUCCCCUUCUCUCACUCUCACUCGCCACCUCCCCCACCACCAUCAUUCCGGCAAGUACCCGCCGGCGGCGGCGGCGGCGUUCUUCAACAAGCUGUCCUCCCUCCCACUAAACUCAUGCUUCUCUCAGUUCUGCUAUCUCCUCUCCCUCUCCCUCGUCGGGUACUGCAUCCUCAACUCCCUUAACACACGACCUACUGGCACUGCCUCCGACGACAUCCCUGGAACCCUCGACUACUUCUUCACCUCGAUCUCCGCCACCACCGGCUCCAGCAUGGCCUCCGUCGAGAUGGAGGUCUUCUCCGACUCCCAGCUCCUCCUCAUCACCUUCCUCAUGUUCCUCGGGGGCGAGGUCUUCACCUCCCUCCUCGGCCUGGUCAUAAAAAACUAUAAAAUGAGGAAGGAGGUGACCAGGCUCGUUUCUGCCAGUAACAACGACGGCAAAAACGAGCCCACACCCUUCAAUCCGCGUUACGAGCUGGAGCUGAGAGCGGUAGUGGUACCGCUCUCAGUCCCAGACAUUCUUCCGGCUCAUCAUCAGAACCACCACCACAACAACACCACCACUAAGGAGGACUGGUCAGAGGUACAUCUGAAGCGGAAGUCGAUUCAGUUCCUGUGCUAUGUGACGCUGACUUAUCUCACGUCGAUUCACGUCCUGGGCAUUUCUUCGCUCUCUCUGUACCUGGCGCUCGAACCGAGCGCCAGGAACGUCCUGAGGGAGAAAGGACUCGGGACGUUCACUUUCUCCCUCUUCACCGUGGUCUCCACAUUCACCAACUGCGGGUUCCUCCCCACGAACGAGAACAUGAUCCCGUUCGGGAGGAACCCGGGGAUGCUCCUCCUCCUCAUCCCUCAUGUUCUGUUGGGGAACACUCUGUCCCCGUCCUGCAUCCGCCUCUGCGUCUGGUUGGCGGGGAAGUUGUUCCCCAAGAACAACGCAGAACAUUAUUCGAAAUUCCUGCUCGAGGUAAAGCGCGACGGGGUGACGAACGGGAUUCUCCUCCCGGGGAGGCACUCGGCGUAUCUGGCGGCGACGGUGGCCGGGUUGGUGGCGGUGCAGUUUGUGAUGUUCUGCGGGUUGGAUUGGGACUCGGAAGGGAUGAAGGGGCUGAAUCCGGUUCAGAAGCUGGUGGGUGGGGCUUUCAUGGCGGUGAAUUCGAGGCACGCCGGAGAGAGCAUCGUGGAUUUGUCGACGAUUUCGCCGGCGGUUCUGGUGGUGUUCGUCGCUAUGAUGGUAUCUUCCUCCAUACACGUCGUUCCUGCCCACAGAAAGAGAAAGAGAAGAGGAACAAGAGGACAGAAACAGUCGUGAUAAUAAUAUUAUUAUUCAAAAUAGCAACACUACUGGAGAGAAAAGGGCGGGAAAUAUUGUGGAGAAUGUGAUAUUCUCGCAGCUCUCUUUUCUGGUCGUCUUCGUCGUCAUGGUGUGCAUCACCGAGAGGGAAAGCUUGAAGAAAGAUCCCCUCAAUUUCAACGUCUUCACCAUUGCCUUCGAAGUUGUCAGUGCAUAUGGGAAUGUUGGGUAUUCGAUUGGCUACAGCUGCAAGAGAUGCAUUAACCCUGUCGAGAAUUGCCAGGACAAAUGGAUCAGCUUCUCUGGGAAAUGGAGCAACCAAGGCAAGAUCGUCCUCAUUCUGGUCAUGCUCUUCGGCAAGCUCAAGAAGUUCAACGUCAAUGGCGGCAAGGCCUGGAAACUCCUUUGAACAUUGUACAAUUUCCCCCACAAUAGUAUGCCACGUCCCUAAGUAAUGUUCAUCAUUCGAAGCAACAUGAUCGAUGAUGAUCAAGAAUAACUUGUGCAUACAUACAUACAUAUCAAAUGUGUGUGAAAGACAGUUCUUGUUGUUGAUUCUUUCCUUCGACAUGUCGGAUUCGAUCGUCUGAGUCAAUCACGUACAGGUUCGUUCGAAUCGGUCCUACCCUUAUCAACAGAAUUCACCAGAGGAGGAGGCUGAUUAGGAUUAAGGGAAGAAAGAUCAAUCACUGUAUUCAUCCCAUGAAACAUAUGGUUUAUAUAGGUAGUACAUAAUCCAGUGUUAGAACAGAGUACAACAUGUUCCAGCUCCACCAUUGUCAUUGCCGAAGUCGGAUCAUGCGUCAUCUUCUGCCACCGUAGGAAGAUGAUGUAGUACUCGACCGGCUCCUCGAGCUAUCAUAACCCGAUUGAAGAUCGCUGAACACAUCCUGGCUGCUCUGGCUGUUCAACGGCGAGCUCCCCGUGCUCCCGCCAAACCCGAACCCUCCAGCGGGCGAGACAUCAUCUGCAAGCGUCCUCAACCGGUCGAGCUCCGGCAGCACCACGUUCCCCAAAUCCGGCCUGUCUUUCCUCCUCAAUUCGGCGCACUGAAGCGCCAGGUUGGCGAACCUCAACGCCUCCUCGACGGGCCAGUCCGGCACAGUCGGGUCGAGCAUCUCCGCAAACGUCCCCUGAUCGAUCGCCCUCUGGACGUGGUGGGUUAGCCCCAUGGGAGGCUUCGCCGUAAUGAUCUGAAGCAGCAUAACGCCUAGCGAAUAGAUGUCAGACUUCACCCCGAGCAUUCCGGUCUGCUGGUACUCCGGAUCGAUGUAGCAGAACGUUCCUGCGGUCGAUGUCAUCCGGUACUGGGUCACAGAGUCGGCGACAGAGGGAGGGACGAGCCUCGCCAGACCGACGUCGCUGAUCUUGCUGACGAAAUUGCGGUCGAGCAAGAUGUUGCCGGGCUUGAGAUCGCGGUGGACUAAUGGUUCUGGCUUGGUCUGGUGGAGGAACAGCAGGCCGGUUGCGAUUUCUGCCGCGAUUCGGAACCUUAGCUGCCAAGAAAGGGGCGGGGUGUUGCCUCUCAUGAAUAGCCUGUCUUCCAAGCUACCGUUGGCCAUGUACUCGUAGACCAAGCAGCCGUAUUCGGGGCAAGCUCCGAGCAGGAGGACCAUGUUCGGAUGGCGAAUGCAGCACAGAACCUCCACCUCCUGCUGGAACUGUGACCUCCCCUGAGCUGCAUCGGGACGAAGAACCAUGAUUGCAACCAGCGUGUGAUCGAGAUGAGCUCUGUACACGGGGCCAUACCCGCCUUCUCCGAUUUUCAAAUUGUUCGCGAAGUCAUGUGUCGCGGAUUCGAUUUCUUCGAUGUCGUAUUUCCUGUACCGAAUAUCGGCACCGCCUUGGGACAGAGAUGUUCCUGCUUUCUUUCUCUCCUCUGCAUCUUGUAUGGCUCUCAACUCUGCAGCGCGUCUCUUCUGAGCUUCGAAUUGGGCGACUUUCUCGGCGGCUUCGGCUGCCUCGAGUGCUGCUUUGCACUUGGCUUUCUCCUUCUCGACGAGAGCCAGUGCGGCUUCUUCGGAGAAUCUCGCCGCCUCGAGCCUCUGCUCUUCCUCCAUUCUCCACCGGUGAAGCUCCCUGGCUUGUUGUUUCGCCGAGAGAGCUUCCUUGCAAGCUGAGCUGUACAUCUCCAUCGUUUGCCUCAGCUCUUGUCUCAGCCUUCUCAUCUCGGCUUCCAUGUCGUCCUGCAAAAAGAUGGCACGUUUUGUCCCAAGUAAG